Gadus chalcogrammus (walleye pollock) is the source of this 882-nucleotide messenger RNA. RefSeq names its product NPC intracellular cholesterol transporter 2-like. Gene Ontology annotation, biological process: intracellular cholesterol transport; cholesterol efflux. The record is from RefSeq and is a predicted model, not a curated record. Lineage: Eukaryota; Metazoa; Chordata; Actinopteri; Gadiformes; Gadidae. Gene Ontology annotation, molecular function: cholesterol binding. The transcript has 5 exons. Bases 125 to 574 code for a protein of 149 amino acids.
AACCAACCAACCAGCACAGAGGAGGGAGUCACCGGGGUCGCGUGACAGAGACUCAUAAGAAGCGUUGACCAGAGAGUGUUGUUCCUCAAAAGCGGAAGCAUUUUGCGAGAACCAACCACGAACAAUGGAUUUCCGAACUGCGUGUAUCGUGUGGGUGUCCCUUAUCGCGUUCACCUGUGCGGAGCCCGUCAAAUAUCACGACUGUGGAUCAGCUGUUGGAAAGGUUUCGAUGGUAGACAUUAAACCCUGCCCUAAUCAGCCAUGCCAGCUACAUAAAGGACAGUCUUACAGCGUCAAUGUGACUUUCAGCAGUGCUGUGGAAAGCCAGACCAGCAAAGCCAUUGUCCAUGGGGUCAUUGCUGGCGUUCCCAUCCCCUUUCCUAUUCCAAUCCAAGACGGCUGCAAAUCUGGAAUUGCAUGCCCCAUUCAGAAGGAGACAAACUACCACUAUGUGAAUGACCUACCCGUUAAAACAGAAUAUCCCUCCAUAAAGCUUUUGGUGGAGUGGGAACUAAAGGAUGACGAAGGCAAAGAUCUGUUCUGCAUCGAGUUCCCAGUCCAGAUUGUCAGCUGAAUAGGCACAUUCCAUUUUGCUUUUUAAUUAUAAAAGGGAGUUCAACUGUGAACAAAAAAUGUGUCUGCUUUGAAGAUUAUUUACAAACUACUGAUUUUAUAUCAAUUAUGUUUUAAGGACUGCUCCCUUCAUAGUUCUAAUAACAUCUUCCAUCAAGUUCCUCUUAACACAGUAUUGUGAGGUUAAGUUGGACCCCUACUCUUCCCUACCUUGGUGAAUCGUUUCCUCUUACCGUCUUGGACUGAGAACACUAACUGUAUUUUGUAAUGGUGUUUAGAUUUAAUAGCGGUGAUUCGUUUUUCUGAACU